CAGGGUCAGAGAGGCUGCGCCUUUUCGGACAGAGCAAGGUACAGGAUUUAUUAAUUUUCAGGUCAACAUGGAAGAGGCGGCCAAUAUUGCGGCAGAAUAUAUCGCCAGUCUUGAUAACCUGGCACAAGAAGUGAAGUUCCUUCUUGACGAAAUCAGGUACAAGGAUUUACGCCAACAAGAACUGCAGGAGACGAUCAACAAAGAGUCAAGCAGAUAUCUACGCCACUCACUCCGCUCCGCCAACCCCAGCUCAGCGCCCACGCCGAACUCUAGCGGCGUCGGUUCCUCAUCAGGACCCUUCACAGCUAAAGAUGAACAAAUACCCGACAGAGUACAGCACGAUUAUGACGAGCUCGAGAAACUUGCGAACGAGAAGAUCAAGCUGACUGAGAAGUUGAACUCAUUGAUGGCGAGGACGAGAGCUCGCUUGGACCAUGAUCUGAAGAAGGUCUUAAUUCUUCAGGGCGACUUGGACCCAAAUCAUCCACCUCCUACGCUGAGCGCAGCCCCGACUCUUGCUGCUGGACUGAAUUCUGUGGCUGGAUUAGGCGGUGGUCAUAGUGGCAUCGGGGUGGGUGCAGUUUCGUCGGGUGCUGGCGGUGGUAGCUCUGGAGUCGGAGGAGUAGGAUUGGGAGUCGGAGCCGGGGCAGGCGGGUAUGCAGGAGCUGGACAUGGAAGUAUGAGAAAUCCAGUGCAGAUGAUGAACGAGAGCUUGCGGAAUGCAAUGGCUGGAGCCGAAGUGCUGGCCGUCCCAGUACAGCAACAACAUCAACAGCAGGUCGCUUCCGCAAUACCGGGCGCCACCGCGACCAAUAAACGCGUCAGAAAAACCGCAUCGACAGUCAUGAUCCCUUCGAUCAAACUCCCCAGCCCAGCACCUGCGACUCUCAACGUACCCCAGCGACACGUACCAUCUGUUCCUUCUGCAACAGCGCACCGCCCCUCUCCAGGUCGUCCCUCGCGUCAGCAGCAACAUCAACCACCGAAACUUCCAACUCCUGUACCCAUGGUUGUAGAUGGCGGGGACGAAGAUGCCGAAGGAGAAGACGAUCUAGAGGGUGUCGACGAGGCAGAUGUGGACGACGACAGGAUAUACUGCGUGUGCCACCGCACAUCAUUUGGCGAGAUGGUUGCAUGCGACAAUCCAAACUGUCCAUACGAAUGGUUCCAUCUUCCAUGCGUAAAUCUCAAACCCCCACUGCCCGAGAGCUGGUACUGCAACGAAUGCGUCAACAAAGGGUUCGCGCCAGCGGACGCUACCCCGGUUGGUUCGGGUGCUGGCUUAAAUCCGACUUUGAGUGCAUCAGGUGGGUCGGAGAGGUCAAGGAAGAGGAAGCGCUAGAGAGCC
Molecule: messenger RNA, 1348 nt
Organism: Stereum hirsutum FP-91666 SS1
Lineage: Eukaryota; Fungi; Basidiomycota; Agaricomycetes; Russulales; Stereaceae
Exons: 6
Coding region: 68-1342 (424 amino acids)
Biological process (GO): regulation of DNA-templated transcription
Cellular component (GO): nucleus
Source: RefSeq, a predicted model, not a curated record